Molecule: messenger RNA, 666 nt
Organism: Prorocentrum cordatum
Lineage: Eukaryota; Dinophyceae; Prorocentrales; Prorocentraceae
Source: the annotation of a GenBank genome assembly
AUGUCUGUCGGGCAGGUCUACCCAGACCUGGCCACGGGCGAGAACUUCCGCGCCUACAUCCAGAGGGCGAUGGUGGAGGACCCGGACGAGGACCCCCUCGAGUUCGGGCGGAUCGCUUACGAGCGCUUCGUCCAGAUCGUGGAGAUGUUCGGCGCUUUCCAGGACGAGGAGCGCAUGAAGAAGGAGGAGGCCGCGAGGCGCGGGACGAGCUUCAGCACCGAAGAGGUCGCGGACUUCCGGGACCUGUUCCUGGCUACCAGCGCGAGCGGCAGUUCAUUGGAUUUCGAGGAGCUGAAGAGGAUGCUCCGCCACAUCAUGCCCCUCGGCGAGACCAACGUCGCGAGGCUCCAGGAGGUCGUACGUUCGUGCCUCGAGGCCUCGGGGAAGCAGGCCCUCGCCGACGCCGCCCUGAGGGACGUCGCGCUCGACUUCCCGGAGUUCCUGUGGCUGAUGCAGGGCAUGGUCGACCAGGACCUCGUGGGCCUGCAGCGGGCGUCCCCGCGCGGCGCGCAGAGGUCGCCCUCCUCCGCCUCGAGCAGGCGGUCCGGCGCCAGGCCGGAGAAGCCGGCCCCGGGGUCCACGGCCGCGCGGCGGCUCGCGACGACGGGGUGGAGCGGCGGAGCCUCGGACGCCGGGGGCCCGGGCACGGCGCCCGCCGCCGCUUGA